AUGUAUGGAAUGGCAUACCACCAAGAGGCUCAGAGAAGAUUUCGAGUUAUCGAAAGAAAGCAUCUCGCUUUGGAAAAUCUCAAACGCCAAAAGCUUGCUAGAAUGGUAAGACCUUAAUUUCGAAUUCGAAUUUGCAGUCAUGAAUUUGUUUUCUUCAUGGCUCACCAUUUAUUGCAAAUAAGAAGUUUAUUCUUACGCUGAUACACAUAGUGACUUUUGCGCAACCCGAGUCAGACUGAACUUUUACUGAUUACUUCAACUAUCGGUUACGGAAGAACUAAAAUGUUUGCUCAACACAUUGAAAAGUAAAACAAUAGCUAGAGAAAUGGAUUAUUACAUUUGUUUACUAAACUUUGGAAUGGAGCAGCAUUGCCGAAUUUUUGAAGAAAAGCAUAUUAGUUUAUGGCAUUAUAUGUAGCUUAGCACGCUCUUGGUUGUACACAUUAAAGUAACAAUUUUGGAGCAACCUUAUAUAAAACUUCUGUUCAUGAUAAACAUUUAGUGGGACAUGUAUAUCAUCUAUUACAACAUUUCGUGACUAGGACAACGUCAUUCCACCUUACUAGUACUGGUUAUUUUUGCAUGCUUUCUUCCGCCAAACAUUUAAAGGUGCGGCCUGCACAGCACUCUGAUUAGGGCAAAAAUAAAUAAAUAAAUAAAUAAACCAACCCUUCGCAUUUCACUCCCCCACCGAAGCAGCACCACAGUUCCGUUAGAAAGUAACCCAUUCAUCAAAACGUGAGUGUACUGGCAAGUCAAGAUGAACAAAUAAAUGAGAAAGCAUUCCCUUGAAACUAGAUCUGAUGAAAGAAGCAGAACUACUCUGGGUGUACUUGUGUGUUUGUAAAAAUAGAUAACUAUGACAUUAAAUAGAGCCCUUUGCUUUACCGAUAGCAUAGAUCCAAAUAACGGAUCAGUGUUAAAUUUUCAAGUACAUUCGUACCCCACCCCCCGGGGGGGACUCCACAUAUGAAAGGGGUGGGGAUGCUCGUCUGAAAUUUUGAAUUAAACCCCUAAAGGAGACCGAUCUGGGCGGGGCCCAAGCUUUUUUUGAACCCUAAAAGAGACCAUGGUAAAACACAGAAAAUAUAUAUCUUUCGCGUGCAACCCUAAACGAGACCUUCACGGCUAAAUAUGAUGGCGUUUUGCCGAGAACACCCUAAGUGAGACCACAAUCCGAAAUUUAUACCCCUAAACGACACGACGAGUAUCUCCACCCCUUUCAUAUGGGAAUACCCCCCGGGAUUCGUACCUCUCUUAGAAGGCCACCCAGGGAAAAUAGAUACGUAGCCGUAGUAGGGAGGUUAAACAAGGGUGAAUGUUCCGACAAGAAAAGGAAAAGUGGCUGAAGGUUAUGAAAUAGUCUCUCCACAGACUUUCUUCUUUGUCCGGUAGAGCUCGAGCUAGGGAACGAAAAUAAAAACUGCAAAGGCGUUAUUGAGCGCCACCAUAAUCGAAGGGGUGAAAGCGCUAAAAAGAAAAAUGUUUAUGGAGGCUAGGAGGCCGUUUAUAGGGGUUCAAAUCAGGAGCUAAGAUUUUAAAGAUUUUUUACCGAGAGAUGAUUAGUUUGCAGCAACUGUUGAGAUGAUCUUUGUUUUCAUUCCAGGAAAAAGACACAAGUAAGAGGGAAAACGAAAUGGAAAACAACGAGAAAACAGGGACAAGGGCAGGGACACGCGCGAACACUCGUUCGGAAACACGCAACAUGACGAAGACUGACCCGCGCGCGGCAAACGCGCGUGAAGCGUUCUGGGUUCCAGACAUCUGUAAUACCACUACUGGUAGCACAUACUACCGUGAACUCAUCCCACCGAGACCUGAGCCGCUACAUCAAUGGCGGGAUUUAAAGAACCGAAUCAGACAUGACUACAAUCUUGUACCACUACCUUACAAGAAUGAAGACAUCGUUCAAAGAUGA
Messenger RNA from Porites evermanni, 1918 nucleotides. Lineage: Eukaryota; Metazoa; Cnidaria; Anthozoa; Scleractinia; Poritidae. The record is from the annotation of a GenBank genome assembly.